AUGAUGACAUUGAGGCGAGUGCCGAUCUCCGAGCUUGGGAGAUAUCUUCUCCAUGGGAGCAUCUCCAAGCGAGGCUGUCUAGCUGGACGACAUGAUUUGGGACAGAACCGCGUAACUUUGCGGGCUUCAAUUCCUCUGUCUGCGAAUGUUCGGGCUGCAUCAACAAUUGCGUCACCGGCCGCGUCUUCGACUGAAAGCCUGGUUCCCCUGCGCAAGCAGCUAAAAGAGGAGGCAAAACUGGCCAAGAAGCAAGGCAAGAAUAACUCAAAAGGCAAUCCUCAGACCGUGGAUGGUUGGGAGUUGACUGUUGGCAUCGAAAUCCAUGCCCAGCUCAAUACAGCCCGGAAGCUCUUUUCCCCCGCGACUACCUCGUUCAAUGACGAGCCCAACAGUCACGUGGCUCUCUUUGAUGUCUCAAUGCCCGGAAGUCAGCCGCGGGUGCAGAAGGAAACACUGCUCCCAGCACUGCGAGCUGCUUUGGCUCUCAACUGCGAGGUCCAGUCUGUGAGUCGCUUUGACAGGAAGCACUAUUUUUGGUGGGACCAACCUGCCGGAUAUCAAAUCACGCAAUACUACGAGCCCUUUGCUAAGAAUGGUCAUAUCACACUACAUGCCCGGGAUGGUAUUGCCGCCGAAGAUGGUGAAAGUGUCACCAUUGGUAUUAAACAAGUGCAGCUGGAGCAGGAUACCGCCAAGACCUUGACACAAAACGGGAAUGUGCAUUGGUUAGAUUUCAACCGCGUUGGUGUGCCCCUCAUCGAGAUCAUUACCGAACCCGACAUGCACCAUCCUCGAACGGCCGCUGCCCUGGUUCGAAAGAUGCAGCUCCUGCUCAACACUGUUGACACUUGUGUUUCUGGAAUGGAGGCUGGAGGUCUUAGAGCUGAUGUGAACGUGUCAGUCCGCAGAUCCAAUGACUCUUCUUGCAAGCUUGGCACACGGACAGAAAUCAAGAAUCUCGGUACCAUAAAAGCAGUCGAAGACGCAAUCAUUGCUGAGAGGGAUCGCCAAAUUCAGGAGCUAGAAGCUGGUAGGAGCAUAGCUGGCGAGACCCGAGGAUGGUCACUCGGAUCGAAAGAGACCCGGAGGUUGCGCGGGAAGGAAGGUGAAAUCGACUACCGCUACAUGCCUGAUCCUGACAUCGCGCCGCUCGUGAUUGGAACCGACUUGGUUGAGCACCUCCGAACUUCUUUGGCCGUGUUACCAGACGCGGAGCUGGAUACGUUAAUCCAUGAUUUUGGACUAACUGCUAAAGACGCUCUGUCGCUUAUGACCCUGGAUAACGGAGCCAGGAUCCAAUAUUUCUACAAAGUGUUGGACGGUAUCGGCGGAAAGAUGCAAGUGGAUCUCGCCGAAGGGGCCGACAAGGUCAAACCGAACUGGAGGAGGAGCCAUGCAACUCUCGCAGCAAAUUGGGUAACCCACGAGUUGGGCAGAUUGACCACGUACAAGGCCGGACCACUGGCCUCGGCCGAACUGCUCUUCACAGCGGACGGCGACUGCGCUCAAGUGCCUGCUGCUGAUUUGUCCCAACUGCUCUAUCAUCUAUGCCGAAAUCAAAUUACGGGCAAGGUCGCCAAAGAACUCCUCCUAUCCAUUUAUCUCGAAGAAUUGGAAGAGGGUGUAGAGCAGGCCAUUGAGGCAAACAACUUGUGGUUCAGAGAGAUUUCAGAGAAUGAGUACCGACAGUUGGCAAAAGAGGCUCUGGAAGGCGAGGACAAGGUAUUGCAAGAAUUGGUCAAUUACACGAAAUUUCCGCAAGGGAAGUUGAUGUACCUUGUCGGAAAGAUGAUGAAGAUGGGCCCUACGGAGCGGAUCAAUCCAGCGACUGCCGAGGCGGUUAUGAGAGCGCAGGUCGCAGGUCGAAGCCGCGCCAUGUAG
This is a messenger RNA of Metarhizium album ARSEF 1941, 1881 nucleotides long. Its product is annotated as glutamyl-tRNA(Gln) amidotransferase, B subunit. The coding region runs from base 1 to 1881 and encodes 626 amino acids. The transcript has a single exon. Gene Ontology annotation, molecular function: glutaminyl-tRNA synthase (glutamine-hydrolyzing) activity. Gene Ontology annotation, biological process: mitochondrial translation; glutaminyl-tRNAGln biosynthesis via transamidation. The record is from RefSeq and is a predicted model, not a curated record. Lineage: Eukaryota; Fungi; Ascomycota; Sordariomycetes; Hypocreales; Clavicipitaceae.